AUGGCGACCAGCGUGCUCUUCCUCGCCAACAGCGAGCAUGGCCAGACCAACAUUGUCCUCGCGAUUAUGCACGAGCUCCUCGUGCGCGGUGACGUGGACAUACAUCUCGCCUCGUUCCCCGUCCUCGAGAAGCGCCUCAACAAGCUCCUCAGGGAUAACGAGCAGAGCUACGACGCGAAAUACAAACAGCGCGUGCAUUUCCACCCCGUGCGCGGGCCCUCAAAUACUGAGAUCUUUAUUCGCACCGGGAAGCGCGGCGCGUUCCAUCCUCCCGGCUACACGGGCUCUGUCCUGGGCUUCAAGUCGCUGUGCGAGGAUAUCUGGGGAUGGACUGAGGAUGAGUAUGUGGAUAUCUACGAGAGCUGUAUCGAGGUCAUCAAUGAGGUCAAGCCUUCGCUGUGUGCGAUUGAUUUCUUUUUCCUGCAGGGUCGCGAUGCGGCGUAUAACGCUGGGCAGACGAGUGUCUUGUUGAAUACAACCUCGCUCAGCCAUAUCGUGCUGGGACUGCAGAAGAACGCCGCAUGGGCGUGGAAGUACCCAAUGCCCGGGACUGGAUUCCCAUACCCCCUUCCACUACAUCUCAUCCCCCUCAACACCAUGGCUGUCAUGAAGACCGCCAAAAUGUACCACGGCAGUGGCAGACGGCGCGAGAUCCGAGACUGGCGCAUCAAGCACAAGAUCCACGGGCGCUUUCCGUUCGCUGACGGCUGGAUGCCCAAUCGCCUGCAUCUCUCGCCUGCGCUGAAGGAGCUGGACUGGCCGUUCGAUGUCCCCGACAAUGUCGUCGCAUGCGGCCCAAUUCUCCUCCCUUGUGCUCCUGUAAAAACGCAGGACUCGGAGAUGUUCACAUGGCUGCAUAAGGCGCCGACCGUCCUGAUUAAUCUGGGAACUCUUUAUGCUCCGAACCCGGCUGUUGUGCUGGAGAUGGCUGCCGGUGUCAAGUCGUUUCUUGACUCUCCCUCUGGUCAGGGCAUCCAGGUGCUAUGGAAACUCCCCAAGCAUCCUCAUGACCAGGACGAGGUCUAUAGCCAGUCGACCACACCACUGCAGAAGGAGCUAGACAGUGAUCAGGUGCGGAUUCUGUCGUGGUUCGAGGUCGAGCCGCUGGCGAUGCUGGAGACCGGUCAGAUCGUCUGCUCCGUUCACCAUGGAGGCGCGAACUCGUGGUAUGAGGCUAUACAAAAUGGAGUUCCCCAUGUCAUACUCCCAGCAUGGCAGGAUUGCUAUGAGAAUGCAGCCCGAGCCGAGUGGCUAGGCAUUGGUGUCUACGGCAACAAGACCAGGGCCCCUGAUAUCAGCGGAAAAGAGAUGAGCAAGGCUCUGAUCAAGGUUCUCGGUAACAGGGAAUCCUACCUCAAUAAGGCGGCCGAGCUGCAGAAGCUGUGCCAGAAGAAGGAGGGCCGUAUCCAGGCUGCUGAGAGGAUUGCAGACCUAGCAGCAAGGCCGGACAAGAGCAUGAUUGCUGUUCCUGAGCCAAAAGAGGAUGAUCCCAGGAUUGUCAGGAUUGAUAACGGCUCGAAGGCGACCCUGGAGACCAUCUCUUCGAGUGCAAAUACCAAGACUACCAAGUCAAUUUUCCGCCGACUCGCUGAAAUCCUGGCAGUCACCUUCAUCUCCAACAGCUGGCUUGUCCUGCCUCUCGCAGGCUACUCCCUGCUGCUCGUCCCGCAUAUCAGAAUCCUCGCCCUCCUCUACAUCAUCCACAUCAAGUUCUUCUCCAACGCACACAAAACCACCUCGCGCUCACGCAGCAAAUGGUUCCGCUCCUCUGCCCUGUGGCAGCUGCAUGCCUCAUACUUCCCCAUCAAACUCUACCGCUCCGCCCCGCUCUCCCCUCGCAGGAAAUACGUCUUUGGAGGGCACCCCCACGGCAUCGCCUGCCACGGCCUCAUCGGAGCUUUCUCCGCUGACCCUGCAGGCUUCGAGGAACUCUUCCCGGGAAUCAAGAACACCAUGCUCGUCAAGGACGCCAUGUUCACCACCCCGCUACUAAGAGAGUACCUAUUCUACCGUGGGCAGAGUGGAGUCAGCCGCGACUCUUGUAUCCAGCAUCUCACGCGCGGCGGGUACGAUCUGCGCGGGAUGGGCAAGGCCAUCACCAUCAGCGUCGGUGGGAGCCGUGAGUACCGCAUUGCGAGACCGGGCACGAUGGGCAUCGUGAUUAAAAUCCGGAAGGGAUUUAUUCGGCUUGCCGUUGAGACUGGCGCGGAUCUGGUCCCUGUGCUUGUCUUUGGGGAGAAUGAUCUGUUUGCGCCGAUGGAUAUUAACUCCUUCUCCGUGAAGGGGCUGAUUGCGUGGGCUUGGGAGAAGGCUGUUGGGCAUAAGGUUGCGUUUUCGUUGGGGAGGUUUAAUAUUUUCUGUCCGUUUAGGAGGCCGUUGAAUGUUGUUGUCGGUAGGCCGAUUCAGGUUAAGCAGCAGCGGUUUGAUAUUCAGGAUGAGUAUGUGGAGGAGCUGCAGGGGCGGUAUGUUGAUGAGUUGACGGCGAUUUGGACGAACUGGAGGGAUACUUUUGAGCCUGAUGCGUCGGUGAAGUUUGAGAUUGUUGAGUAG
Messenger RNA from Aspergillus versicolor CBS 583.65, 2550 nucleotides. Its product is annotated as Diacylglycerol acyltransferase family. Gene Ontology annotation, cellular component: endoplasmic reticulum membrane. Bases 1 to 2550 code for a protein of 849 amino acids. The transcript is spliced from 4 exons. Lineage: Eukaryota; Fungi; Ascomycota; Eurotiomycetes; Eurotiales; Aspergillaceae. Gene Ontology annotation, molecular function: diacylglycerol O-acyltransferase activity; UDP-glycosyltransferase activity. The record is from RefSeq and is a predicted model, not a curated record. Gene Ontology annotation, biological process: triglyceride biosynthetic process.